AUGGCUGGGCUCUUUCCCACCAAGUUCAAGCCGCUAUCACAGUCAGCUCCGUUGCUGCAAUUCUCUGGCCAGAGACCUUUGUAUCUUAUCACCAGAUUGACUCUCGAACAUGAUACCAGCACAGUCAUCGUUUUCACCGGGGGUACAUGCCUACCUGUUGACGGCUUACCAGACUCUAAGGCGGGCUGGGCUUUUUGGCACGGGGUUGGUCCCAAGGACGAGCCACUCGUCGUCUCUGGCCGCCUGGAGACCACGGGACCGUUCGGCGACACUUGGGCUCAGGGCAGAAACCGAGCGGAGCUCCGUGCGGUCAUUGGCGCCCUGCGUUUCCGACACUGGCCCAGCGAUGGGAUCCGCACGCUUGUCAUUGCUUCCAGUUCCGAACAUGUGGUUGAGACCUCGACCAACUACAUCACGACGUUGGUCGAGUUUGACUAUUUAAAGCGCGGAGCGGGGAUCAAGGAUUGGGAUCUCUGGCACACGCUGCUUUUUACGAUCCGGCAAUAUCAGAAGGAGGGGAUGGCUGUCCAGUUCUGGCUGAUCCCGAGAGAAUGGAACACCGUUGCUGUUUCCGCUGCGAGGAAGGCUUGUGCCCAAGAAGAUGCACCUUCCGUAUGGACGGAUGUUGUUGGGCGAGGUCCCGUCCUAGCACCUUGGGUAGACUCGGUCGAUGUCCCGGAUGAAUAUUCUGAAACAGAGGUGGGGAGCCCGCGGCAGCCGACCCCAGAGACAUGA
Lasiosphaeria miniovina is the source of this 735-nucleotide messenger RNA. RefSeq lists its product as uncharacterized. Bases 1 to 735 code for a protein of 244 amino acids. Gene Ontology annotation, molecular function: nucleic acid binding. The transcript has 2 exons. Lineage: Eukaryota; Fungi; Ascomycota; Sordariomycetes; Sordariales; Lasiosphaeriaceae. The record is from RefSeq and is a predicted model, not a curated record.